UCCACUUCAUUUCAACGCACUUUUACACUCUCACUCUGACUCUCAACGCUAACUUCAGUAUUUCUCAUCUUGGCUCAGCCUCUUUGUUACACUAUCAUCAGGUACAUACUGGACUGAUUGGGAAUAUGUUUAUUUGCGUUUCUUGGACCUGAUACUAUCCCCACCACCCACCACCACAUAGCUGUAUUCUCGCUUCGGAUCUGACCUCACCCGUUGGACUCUCUUUGCUCUCUUAGCGGGGUACAUCUCCCAUAGAGAUGCUCGCACCAUCUCUACUGCCAAACUAUCGCGGCAUCAUCACCACCGGCACUCACCGACCCGGCAGCAGUCAUGGACCCUUACCAAGACGUGCCCAUGGCCCUUCGGCCCUCUGUCUCGGGGACGGAUCCAGGGGUUCCAAUGGCUUCUUCAGGGGCUGAUGUAUCCGCCCAAUCAGCCCCUCCUCCACAACCAGCUCCAGUGUCUACAGCAGCUCAACCUCCGUCUCAGACUCAACAACCUCAAGUCUCAACGCCAUCUCAGCCUUCAUGGGGCCAAACGCCAGGCUCAGGAGAAUCCCAAUGGGACCAGUCUCCAGCCCAAUUGGAGUCUCCAUGGGAUCAAGCCCCAAGUCAGCCUCCCUCUCAUGAUCAACCUCAGAAUAGUCAACCUCAGCAACAACUGCGCCAAGCCAAGUCGCCCCGUAUUCUCGCUUGCCAGCUAUGUCAAGGAAGAAAGAUCAGGUGCAAUCGAGUGUUCCCCUGCGACAAUUGCAAGAGGUCCAAUGUUCCAUGCAUACCCAGUAAACCGGCCCCCCUCAGGAAACGUCGGCCACCACACCAAGCGCUCCAGGAAAAGUUGGCUGCCGUGACGGAGAAGAUGGAGCAAAUGAGGCGUGAAAUGGAUGCUGCGAAAGCGAGUGGCCAGGGUCUGGCUAUUCCCGCCACACCCGCACCCACCACUUCUUCUUGGGAUUCUAAGGGAAACCCGAGACUGAUCCAGGAGGAGGGCGGUGUCCGUUUCAUGGAUUCCUUGUUGGGCACCAUGUACCAAGAGCUAGGGGAAAUAAGAGCCAUGGUGGACACUUCGCCAGACGAUGGCUCAGAUCUGAUUCUUGGGGCCGACACUCCGACCUUUGAUCCCAUGUCUUCCUGGCCUCAACCCGGUGCUGUUUGGCAGCUCUGUGACAUUUUCUUCCAGAGAGUCAACCCUUUAAUGAAGAUCAUCCACAGACCGACACUGGAGAGAUAUGUCGCGGAAGCUUCUAGUGGACCGUUCGGGCUUCGUCCCAACAUACGAGCCUUGUUCUUCUCCAUCUUUCUAAUGGCGAUCGUGUCUUUGGAUGCAGACGAGUGUGCGCAGCGGCUGGGCUACCACAGAGAGCAGGCUCUCCAAGAUUUUGCUCAAGGUGCUCGUUUGACAUUUGUACGAAUGGGCUUCCUCAGCACGAACGACCUGACUACUCUCCAGGCAUUUACUCUUUACUUGACAUCGCUCCAAGGCCGAUCCAAUCCUCACGCCACUUGGGUUUUGAUUGGCACUGCUAUACGCCUGGCUCGAAAGCUAGGUCUUCACGUCGAUGGCAAACGAUUAGGGUUGCCACCUCUCGAAACCGAGAUGAGAAGACGGCUUUGGUGGCAGCUUGUUGUGCUCGACGCCAAAACCGCAACAAUAUCCGGCUUCAAGUCUGCGGCGGUUGUGCGAGACUGGUCCACCGAACUCCCCAGAAACCUUGAAGACACCGACAUGCAUCCCGACGCCAAAGAAGACUUUGUAGAACGCGACGGCCCUACCGAGAUGAUCUUCUGCCUCAUGUCCUAUAAAGCCACCGAUUUCCUCCUCACCAGCGGGCAGGAUUUUGAAGGUGUCAUGAUCGCGGCCGACCUCCCAGGCGGCCAAGCCCCUGGUUCCGACGACCAACGUCACCGCCGCACCGUCGAACAACUAGCGCUCGAGUUGUCGGCGUUUACGGACCGCUACCACUUGCACCCCGCCAACGGCCCGGUGCAUGCCCUGGCCUUCAAGUUCAAGGAAUUUUUCAUCAAGAAACUCUGCAGUGCUAAACCUCAACCCCCUCCCACUUCUGAUCAACAAGGCUUCAACGAUGUCGACCGCGCUUUCAGGCUAGCUAUCAUCGACCUCGAGCACCACGAACUCAAUAUGCUCAACGACGACCCCGCCUUCUUCUGGUUUUCGCGCGUGUACUUCCAGCCAUUCAACUUCAUGUAUGUCGUGUCGCAGCUGUGCCAAUUCCAGUCCCCGUCCGCCAGUGAUAAGCACAUGGAGACAGCAAGCGCCAAGACCGACCUAAUCGAUCGCGCCUGGCGGCAAAUCUCCUUCGUUUAUCGACUCAAUCCCGACCUAUUCGACACGUCAAACCGGUUGUACUCACAAAUCGCUCGCAAAGUCCUUGAAGCUUGGCAGAAAAGGUCCGAAGCGCUGCUUAGGCAGACGGGGACACGGCCACCUGCUCCGCCCUACGUUGAAAAGCUUGCGAACGUCCUGGGUAACAAUAACAUGAACAGCGGCUCUCUGGGAGCAACACGAACAGACACAGGGACAAUACCAACGGCCACGACAUUGGCCCCAACGGCAGGAACUGGGCUUGCCGGUGGUAAUGACACGUCGUCGCUCAUGCCCGGGCCUUCUGUUGGUACAGGUCCGGGUGCUGCUUCUGUCCCCACCACGCAUGCACUGGGCCAAGGGCAAAGGCCAGAACCGCCGCCAUUCAUGGAAGGUGUCGUUAACUAUAUGGACCCGAACAUGGCCUUUGCUGGAAAUAUGUGGGGAGAUGAUGGGUUUGGCGAUCAAUUUCAGCAGCCUCAGAUGCCGAUGAUGGAUAUGAUGGAGGAUCCAACGACUGGUAUGAUGUACAGCGGUCCGCCUUAUUAUUAUCCGGAUACGGAAGGAGACGGGGAGCCGUCUAGGGGAAUGUGGUAAUGCGAUGGGGUGGUGGUGAGGUGAUAGCCAUUGAGCCUCUACCCAUCGUCGGUCGGCCUUUCGCCGUGUGUACGAAUGUCGGAGCCAGGUUGUACGGCACGGUUCUCCAUCAGCGUUGGAACAUGAUACCCUGGAUUCCUCUUUCCUUUUUGUUCGCUUUAGUUUUAGCAUCGCAUCGCCCCUCAGCUUAUUUGUAGUUUUUACCGGGGGACAUCUUUUGGGGUCGGAGUUGUAGGGUAUAUGUAAAGAUAAUUAUGUCCACUCACUCCGUAUACCGCUUUGUUAUAGGUAGACUUGGAAAUAAAUAGAUCAAACAAGCAUCAAGAUGAAUAAAACGGC
This is a messenger RNA of Neurospora hispaniola, 3258 nucleotides long. RefSeq names its product fungal-specific transcription factor domain-containing protein. Gene Ontology annotation, biological process: DNA-templated transcription; regulation of DNA-templated transcription. NCBI's taxonomy places the organism in Eukaryota, Fungi, Ascomycota, Sordariomycetes, Sordariales, Sordariaceae. Gene Ontology annotation, molecular function: zinc ion binding; DNA-binding transcription factor activity, RNA polymerase II-specific; DNA binding. The coding region runs from base 331 to 2919 and encodes 862 amino acids. The transcript is spliced from 4 exons. The record is from RefSeq and is a predicted model, not a curated record.